AUGUAUUAUCAUCAUCUAAAUAAUUUGAUAGCUUUAUUUUUCGUCCUUCCAACAUUAGUACAAUUAUUAUCAGUUAACACAGAUAUUUUAAUUAUACCACGCAAUGCUCCCUCUGGUUUUGUUCUACUCGAAGAAACGAAGCCAACUCGAAUAUACGAGUUUCGACAGUGUAUUAAUCAAAGCGAACAAUUACAUCUCGAUAUCGAUGAAAAAUAUGGUGAUUUAAUAUUAAAGAAACCAAUUGAUAAUGUUCAAUCUAAUCAACAACGACUUCUCUGUACAAUUCAUCGAAAUCAAUCAACGAUAUUGAAACUUUACUAUACAAUUGUUCAUUUAACGAAUGAUAUCAGUUUUACAUCACCAAUUUAUCAUGCCGAUCCAAUGUCUUUUGUUGUACAUCGAUUCCGUGGAAUUGAAUGUCGACCGGCUUCAUCGUCGAUUCAUUAUGAAUUUGUUGAUCCGUCAGUUCCAUUGAGUAUAAAUGAAAGAACAGGCGAACUUUCGACAAAGGAUAUGUGUCCAAAUAUCGAUGACGUUCUCGUGAAGUGCUACGAUACAUCCAAUCGAAUGAAGAAUGCCUACGCAAAAAUCAUCUUCGAUCAAAUUUGUCAAAUCAGUUCUAUCAAACAAUCAGACAACAAUUGGGUUAAUCGACUAGGUGAAGAACGAAGAAAACGAAAUCAGUUUCAAGAAUUCGGUACAGUGCUGACGCAUUCAAUUCGUUCUCGUCGACAGCAAUCAGCUCAACCACCAACACGUUUAACACUUCGAUUUAACGAGUCUUACAUCGGUGCUAUAACCCAAAUAAAAUAUUGUCGAAAACAAACAUCAAAAGAUCAUCUCGAACAGACAUUUACAUUUCCAUCGAAGUACGAAGCAUUUCUACGCGAACGUUUACAAAUGAAUGAUCAAGGACAAUUAUAUAUCUUACGUCCAUUCGAUUAUGAAACAUUUCAAACGGUUACAUUUCAAUUCCAUUGUUUAAUCUUAGAACAACAAAACGGUGGACUGAACUUAACACGUGUGAAUAAAACCGAAGAUAUUCAAAUCGUAGUCGAUGAUAUCAAUGAUGAAGUACCACGAUGGACUAUGGAUGAACCGUUUCAAUAUGGAACAUAUUUCGCCUAUGUGGAAAAAACUGCUCGACCGGAAACGCCAGUAUUUCGUUUUAAAGCAUCGGAUCCGGAUACCACAUCGAAAUUAACGUAUGAAAUCGUUCAAGGAGAUAAGAAUCUUUUCUAUCUAUCAUCCGACGGAACAUUAACAACACAUUCGAAUCAACAAUUAGUAUCUCCAAUGUACAAUCUAACUGUUCGAGCAGUUGAUUUGAAUUCUCAAGUUUCAUCGAUGUCUCGUUCUACCGAGGCUCAUCUCUUAAUUCGCACUGAUCGUUUCGAACCGAAAUUUUUCCUACAGAAGUACAUAUUCAAUGUCAGCGAAUACACACAGCCAUCGACAGUUAUCGGAACCAUUCGAGCGAAGUCUUAUUCGACAACGAGUGAUAACUUACGGUAUUUUUUACAACAACCCAUCACUGGCGGUACGCAAACAAUGCUUCAAUCGGGAACUAUCAUUGGCGGUGGGGGUGAUAUGUAUGAAUUCAAAAUUGACGAAACAGAAGGAUCAAUAAAAAUCUUGAAGAUGUUAAGAUAUUCUGAUCAACACAAUAAUAAUACGAAAUAUUUUACAGGCGUCGUCAAAGAACUAAGUGGUUGGCAAUUACAAUCUCAUGUUGAAAUUGAAAUUCAUGUCAUCGAUAUCAACGAUAAAAUUCCGACAUUCAAACAGACUUACUACACACCACAGAUAUCGGAAGAUUAUCCAUUGAAUACUCCGAUUAUAAAUUUCACUGUUACUGAUGACGAUGCACGAAAUACUCCGAAUUCGAACAUUACGCUGGAUUUGAUUGAUCCCUAUGGAAAAUUUGCCAUAUUCAAUGAUACUCGUGUGUCAACAUCGAAUAAUAUUCAAGCAUAUCUCAUUGCAAAAGAACGUUUGGAUUACGAAUCUUUGUCACCAUUAGAUCGACAGUAUAAAUUGAAGAUCAUCGCACGUGAUAAUGGACAUCCGCAGCCAUUGCAAUCCGAAGCGCAGAUUUACAUCACAGUUACGGAUGUGAACGAUGAGCCACCGGUUUUCAAAGAAAAUCCUGUACAGAAAACAAUUGCAGAAAAUACUCAACGAGGAACAUUCGUGGUAUUUGUCGAUGUUGUUGAUCCCGAAUACAAUGACUCGGUCACUGUACACUUUUUACCAACAUCAGAGUACAACCCAUUUCGAAUUAUCACAAGUCCUGGCGGCGGUCGAGUUAUUCUCGAACAAGCGCUUCUACCUGACAAAGAACUCUACAAUUUAACUAUCCAAGCAUCUGAUCGACUCGGACAUACAUCUCAGGCACAACUUCUAAUUACUAUCUACGAUGUCAAUGAUCAUACGCCACAUAUUGACCAAUGCGAAAAUGGAAUAAUUACAGCUGCGAUUCGUGAAAAUGCAACAGUGAACACUCAGAUCAUCAAAAUCAAUGCGACCGAUGACGAUCGCGGAUUGAACGGUGAAAUCCAAUUUUCUUUGCGAGGAACCAAUGAUCCUCAACAAGAUUCUGAUAUGUUCUCUAUUGAUCCUGAUACCGGAAUGGUUUCGAAUAAGAAGAAACUAAAACAUCUCAAAUCAGGAUUUAGCGAAUAUACAAUGACUAUAUUUGCACAGGAUAAAGAUCCUUCAAAUCCACGUUCAACACAUUGUAUUCUCAAGAUCACUGUUGAAGAUAUCAAUGAUCACUAUCCUGUGAUCACGUCGCCGGCUCGUGAUAAUGAUUUGAUUUCCAUCAAAAUGGAAAAACGCGUUAAUUUCAACUAUCCCGUGCUAGUCGUUCGCGCUAAAGAUGAAGAUAGUGGAAGGAAUGCUCUUCUACAUUUUUCACUCAAAUCUCGUGAUGACUGUUCAAAUGGCAAUGAAUUCUUUACGAUUGAUCCUCAAUCAGGUGUCAUAUCAACACGCGCAUCAAAUGUCAACAAUCCAAUUAAUUUACAAUUAAAAUAUUGUCUUGUUGUACAAGUAUGCGAUUCGCCAGAUGAUGGCCCACCGAAAUGUUCGGAACGUAAAGUUCAAUUUCAAUUGUCUCAAGAUGGUUUUGAGCCACCUGUUUGGGCACCAGAAACUGCAUUGACCUUUCAACGUGUUAUGAAAGUCGUUGAAUUAGCACAGCAGAACAUCGUGAUCGAUACUUUUAAAGCAUCUAUUGCCAAUGAUUCAACGAAAAAAGUGAUCUUCGAAAUGGAACCGUUCAAUUGGACGUGUUCAAAUGCAGCAUCGGCUAGUGAAAAACCACGUAUCCCAUUCUUAUUAACUCCGGAUGAGAAUGGACGUAACAUUGCCCGACUAGUUAUUUACCAACCGAUUGACGCUGAUCCGCCAACUGGUUGUACACGAUAUCAGUUCAAAAUUCGAGCAAAAAAUGCAGCCAUGGAAGCCUUAUCGUUGGAAAGCAUCUAUGAAAUCGAAAUCGUCGAUUCGAAUGAUAAUAUUCCGAUGUUCAAUGUUAGCUCCUAUCGUGCACAAAUCUAUGAAAAUGAAGUAAAAGAUAAUUUACUCCGUGUUCAAGCUGAAGACAAAGAUAUCGAUCCGAAAAAUCGUAAUACAACUUACUUUAUUCGAUGUCCAAAUGAUGGUAAUCAACAAAAUCUUCAAUAUCAUUACAACAGUCCACUGUCGAAUUCUUUAUCAUGUCAAGGAAUCGUUUCGAUCGAUCCUGAAACCGGUUGGAUUAGUGUUCAACGACAAUUUGAUUAUGACAAUCCAGCUGAUCGUCGUUUCGUAUUUGAUGUUUUUGCUAAAAAUAUUCUUCCGUCGGAUCGAUGCAGCGGACAAAACACCAAAGAAUCUCAAGCACAAUCAUCUUCUCUUUCCUCAGGAGCAGAUGCCAACCCAACCAUUCAAAUCUGUGUUACUGAACAUCGUGUACCAGUAAUUAUCGAAGUUCUCGAUAGAAAUGACAAUGCGCCACAAUUCAAUAAUUUACCGUAUUUUACAAAAGUGAUGGAAGAUGCCGAACCUGGAACGACCAUAUUCCAUUUGAAUGUGAGCGAUGUUGACACAGAUGAUACUCUAACAUUCUCGAUCGUUAAUGAACAAGAAGCGAGUGCAUUUGCAGUGAAAGAAAAUACCGGCGAAGUUUAUCUUGCUUCUGCACUUGAUUAUGAACGUGUUCAACAGCAUAGUGUUGAAGUUCAAGUCAGUGAUUCCAACAAUGAACAUCGCGCUCGAACGAUUCUAACUGUGAUUGUCGAAGAUGCUAAUGAUAAUCCACCACGUUUUUUGAAUCUACCCAAGGAAAUCGUUGUCGAGGAAGGUCGGCAAACACUUGAUUAUGAUCAAUUGGUAUUCCGACAAUCAGGACGCUCGAAACGUGAUGCACAAAUGGGCCGAAAACAAAAAGAUCAUAAUAAAAAACGCAUAUCAACAUCGACUAGAUAUCCCGAUGAAGAUGACAAUACAGACAGUUUCUCAUCUCCACAACCCUAUACAUCCCGUGUUAUCUAUCGUGUUGAAGCCAUCGAUCCUGAUUUCGGUCGUCCAUUGAAGCUACCCAUUCGAUAUACAUUAACUUCAUCCAAUCCUUUGUACACUCAAUUCUUCGAAAUUCAUCCAUUGAACGGAACGAUUCAUUUGAAAAAAGAAUUAGACCGUGAUCCACCGAACGGCUUCGACGAAUGGUUGCUAACGAUCAUUGCCGCAGAUGAAGAUGGUCGCGAAGAUAUGGGCUCCAAGAAAAAUGCAUCAUGGUUAAAGAUUAUUGUCAAAGAUAUCAAUGAUUUAGCUCCUAUGUUUAUUGAUGUUGAUCCAAUCGGACAUAUACCAGAAGAUGCUCCUGUUGGCACACGUGUUGAAGGUUUGAGAAUAAAAGCGACUGAUUACGAUAAACUAUCUGAAAAUACUACACGAUAUGCACUGACAUUGAACACAAAAUCAAUCGAUGGCUCUGAUGUCUUUCGUAUCGAUGAAAUUACUGCAGAUAUCUAUCUGAAUGUUCCGAAUUAUCUCGACCGAGAAAAAACACCACAUCAUAAUUUAUCGAUUAUUGCCAGAGAUUCAGGUGAUCAAUCGGGAAAUUUACAAUCCAAAGAAUUGAAAAUCAUGAUUAUUAUUGACGAUGUCAAUGACAUGCCACCACGAUUUAAGCCACCAAAUCAACAAGCACAGAUCUCUGAAACCGCACAACGAGGUGAUUUCGUGACUGAGGUUCGAGCAGAAGAUGAUGAUGUCGGUGUGAAUACCCAUUCGUUGUAUGAAAUCAUCGAAGAAUGUCAACUAACUAAUGAUCAAAUGACACAAUGUUCACGUCCAAGACAUUUCAUUUUCAAAGAAACCUCAUUAGCUGAAAAGGGUACAAUUAUUCUUCUCGAACCAGUCAAUUAUGAUCCACCCGAUAAUCAAGUGAAAUUUCUCUUGAAAAUCAAAGCAACAAAUGGUGGAAGAUCUGAUAAUGCUACUGUGACAGUGUUUAUUACCGAUGCCAAUGACAAUGCUCCAGUCUUUUCCCAAUCGGUUUACUUUGCCAAUAUCAGCGAAAAUACCCCAUUGGAACAAGAAAUCCUCCGUGUACAAGCUACGGACAAUGACGUUAGUCCAAUAAAUAAAGAAUUCAUCUAUCGCAUUCCACCUGACCGUUCACAAUAUGAAAAUCGUCAGCAUUUACGUAUCGAUGCUAUCAACGGUCGAAUUUAUUUAAAGAAAAAUUUUGAUCGCGAGAAAUCGUCAACAAUCAGUUUGCCUAUUGAAGCUGUCAACAAUCAAAGUUCCAAUCCAUUAGUUGGUCGCGCUGUCCUUGUCAUCAACGUUCUUGAUGUUAACGAUAAUCCACCUCGAUUUGCUGAAAACUAUACACCGCGUAUACGUGAACACAAAGCUGGCGGUAGAAUCAUGGAAUUUGAAAUCAAUGAUCCUGACGAUCCAAAUAGCGGAAAGAACAAAUUUCAAAUGAAACUUGGUAAAAAUAACGUUUGGCCUGAACAAGGUGAUCCGAAAUUCCGACUUGAUAUUCAAUACACUGGUGACGGUCGACCACGUGGUACUCUCAGCAGUUUGCGCGAACUUGAUCGUGAGGAGCUUUGUCCAAAAGAUGACAAACAUAAAAAUCAACGUUAUUGUGGCAAAUACUACGAUUUACCAAUUUGGAUGUCUGACGGUGAACAGACCGGCGUUAAUGAUCUUCGAGUUCUUGUCGAAGAUAUCAAUGACAAUCCUUUCAGUAGUGGAUAUAAAUCGAUUGAUAUUUAUGAUUACAAAUAUACAUUGAGCAAAUUAUUAUCAACGUCGAACAUCUAUCUGGGUACUGUUUUUACGGAUGAUGAAGAUGAUUGGGAUUUACAUAAUAAAGUUUUUGAACUUCAACCAUCUGACGAUAACAAUUUUCUACGCGUAGACAAAGACUUACAAACAUCCCGAACACCAGGUGCCAUUUACUUAACUACACAAAACAAUAAUGCUACUAUUAAAUAUAAUAAUCCAUACAAAUACGAUGUUAUUGUUCGUGAUACACAUCCCCAAUGGUUAAAUCGUGAACCUCAAACAUCUUAUAUUGAAUUUCGUUUACAUGAAUUACCUUCGGAUGCAUUGGACAAUGCCGCGUCAAUUCGUCUUCAAGAUAUAACUGCCGAAGAAUUUAUUGAAACACGGUUUCGUACGGAGUCACUCCUAUCUAUCUUCAAACGUUUAAUCUUGGAAAUCAAUUCCCAAGCGCGUCAAGUCGAAGUCUUUUCAAUCCAAAAUCAUGAAAAUCUACCUCGCACAAUCGAUAUCUAUUACGCGUUACAUGGCAGUGACUAUCUAUCGAAGAUCAAAGUCAACGGUCUCGUGGAAAUCUCUCGUUCGAAACUAGAAAAAUCUUUCAAUAUAAGUCAAAUAGGCAUCAAUGAGUGUUUAAAUGCUGAUCAGCAGUGUUUCCUUAUUGGUUGCUUGAAUAAAGUCGAAAUUCAAUCCAAACAACCAUAUCUAAUCAAUGCCAAUCAAACAGCAUUUAUCGGUCUAAAUCUGAAAACAAUCGCACAAUGUGCUUGUGAUGCAGACAUCUCUGUACAACAAGAAAAGCAAAAAGAAUUAUUGAAAGCUCAAAAAUAUUGUCUCAAUGGCGGAUAUCCAACACGGGAUAAUCAUCAUAUCAAAUGCGUCUGUCCUGAUCAUUCGCUGUACAACGGUGGUGAUCGUUGCCAAUUGACAAGCAUUUCAUUCGAUGGAAAUGGUUAUGGUUGGUACAAACCGUUAACAACAUGUGACACGUGGAUGUUAUCAAUUGAAUUUUUGACUCAAACACCCAAUGGUACUAUCUUAUACAACGGGCCGUUGAAUAAACGAGCACCAUCGGAGGAUUUCUUUGCAUUACAAUUAUUAAACGGUCGUCUUCUAAUUGACUUGAAUUUCGGUAGUGCUGCAAGCGUCCGUCGACAUUUGAAAACCAGUGCAAAUCUUGCUGAUGGUAAAUGGCAUACGAUCGAAAUACGACAAAUUAGCACAAUUGAUCAUAUUCUGGAAAUUCUAAUCGACUAUUGUCCAUUGGCAAACACACCGAGACAACUUGGUGAAUGUCGAUUUAUGAUCGAAUUCAAUGAAGAUGACGUCUUCAGUACAAAUCAACCUUUACAAUUAGGUGGCCUUGCUUUGCAAGAACGACAAGAUCAUCCACAAAUCUUACCCAUGGAAUAUAUGGGUAACUUCAAAGGUUGUAUUCGUAAUCUUCGUUUUGCUGAUGAAUUGUAUGAUCUACACGUUGAUUUACACAGUGGUCAGUCAGUUAAUCUUCAUGAAGGUUGUCUUCUAACUGAUCUGAAAUGUCAAAAACUAUCGUGUCAAUCGAAUAAUGGCGUGUGCGAUGCUGAUCUCUAUCAAGCUCAAUGUGUUUGUAAAUCUGGUCGUACAGGUGCAACAUGCUCUCAAGAAACAACUGCAUACGAUUUUACGUAUGAUAAACAAACAUGGACAGGUGAUCGUGCAUCAUAUGCAACAUUCCGUCAUCAGCAUAAACCUGACAAUGAGUUAUCCUAUUCAUCACAGAUCUUGAAAUUCCAAAUUAUGUUUCGUACACGAGAAACAUCGGAGAAUAUUUUAACAUUAAUUGAUUUUCACAAUGAUGAUACGUUCAUGUUUUUGGAAAUCAAAUCUGGACACUUACAAGCACGAUUUGGCUCGAAAUCGGAUACACAAUCGAUCGAUUUAAAACAUGUUCUUGUUAACGAUGGACGCUGGCAUACAGCAUAUCUUGAUCGUUAUGGACAAAGAUUGUUUCUACGAGUCGACGAUGGAGAAUACUAUCGAUCGAAUAUGAGCUAUGGAAAAUCAAUGUGGAAACAUUUUCCAAACACACUACUAAAUGUUGGUGCUCGAAUCGAUUCCGCUGUUCAUAAAAUUGUCACUGCUGAUUUCAACGAUGGUUGUAUCAUGGAUGUUCGAUUUAAUGGUCAAGUACUCGACUUAUUAAACGGUUCAUCAUCUUCCGAUAUGAAAUGGACAUUUCAAUCCAAUAUUAAAGAAGGUUGUGACAAUCUCGACAAUUGGUGUCGCGGUGUACAAUGUCGUUCUCCAGCAUUCUGUGUCAACACAUGGAGAUAUGGUCAAUGUCAAUGUACAGAUGCAUAUAAAUAUAAUCCAACGAAUGAAACUUGUAUUCUAAACGAUUGGUGUUCGGAUAUAACAAAUCCAUGUCACAUGCCAGGUACAAAGAAUUGUCUAUACGAAGCGCGAGAAGAUUCAAUCAAGUGCGAAUGCAAAUCACGCUGGCAAGGUGAACGUUGUACAAUAAAAGCAAUGCCAUUAGCAGGAACAUUCAACUGGCAUAUCAUUGCAUCGACUAUUUUCUGUCUUAUAGUUAUUUUACUACUCGUUUUAUUACUCGUUUUAUUUACACGACAACGACAAUCGAAAAAAGCUUACAUACUUGGUAUGGAUGAUGAAAUCCGAGAUAAUAUUAUCAAUUACGAUGAAGAAGGUUGUCCUGAUGAAGAUCCAGUUACCUAUGACAUUUCAACAUUGAAGAAACCCGUUUUCGCAGCCAAUGGAACUGGUAAUGCAAAUCGAAAUGGACGACACAACUCGGAAUCGGAAAGUAAACCAUUAUUAAAAAAUGCUCCUGAUGGAAAUAACCAAACUGACUCGUCAAAGAAGAGUGUCAUCAGAAAAGACAUGCCACCUGUACCAGCACCAAAACCUGUUCUCAAUAAAAACCAAAUGAAUGGUUUAAGUAAUGGUAUAAACGUUGGAGAAUUCAUCAAAGGUCGAAUACGCGACAUUGACGAUGAUCCAUCUCAACCACCAUAUGAUAGCCUUCAAGAAUAUGCUUACGAAGGCGAACCAUUGGCAAGAAAUGAUGAAUGCUCGUUAUCAACAUUGACGAUUACUUCGAAAGAUCAGAGUGAGAUUGAUAAAGAACUUGAACUUGAAUAUCUAAAAAGCAUGGGACCCAAAUUUCAAAACAUCGCUAAACUCUAUGCAGGCAAUGGAGAAAAAGAAUCUUAA
This is a messenger RNA of Adineta ricciae, 9504 nucleotides long. The record is from the annotation of a GenBank genome assembly. NCBI's taxonomy places the organism in Eukaryota, Metazoa, Rotifera, Eurotatoria, Adinetida, Adinetidae.